CGCAAUUUGCAACCACGGUUACUAGCCGAGCGCCUCUGCACCAACUUUUGGCUAAAAACGUCACUGGGGAUUGGAACAGUUGAACAAUUCUCCCAGCCUGAGGCUUCAGUCGUUGAGACGAUUGUAUCCUUCACAGCCCUCGUAGCCACAAUUGCAAGGAAAUUCUCGCGAGAAGCAGUCGACUCUCAUCUCCAGUCGCAGCCCACAAAGCAAUUGUCCCAGAAGAAGGUCUCGCUACUCGGCUGGAUCAACCACAGAAACGUCAUUGCGGUCUUGUUUCCCCACAGCUCGCCGAUCCCGUUCGACGGACACGAGCUAGCUGCUAAACCGACAGUUCAUCAGCAGCUCUCUUCCUUCACCUCCUCCCACUUUCUUCCGUCACCGUCAUUGCUCGCCGCUUUUUGUCACCUCGCACACAAUUCACAAUGGCAACCACAAAGCGCGACGUGAGGAACCACGUCCUCUUCGAGGUCGCUACUGAAGUCGCCAAUCGAGUUGGUGGUAUCUACUCGGUCCUCAAGUCAAAAGCCCAAGUCACGACAGCAGAGUAUGGCUCGGCCUACACUCUGCUCGGUCCUCUUAACCGCAACUCGGCGGCCGUCGAGGUUGAAGAGCUCGAGCCCAAAGAUCCUGCCAUGGUCGCGACUAUCAAGUCCAUGAACGAGCGUGGUAUCAAGACGCUCUACGGAAGAUGGUUGAUUGAUGGCGCUCCCAGAGUCCUCCUCUUCGACACUGGCACUGGCUACUACAAGCUCGAUGAGUGGAAGGGCGACCUUUGGGCGACUGCUGGCAUCCCUUCGCCUGCAGAUGACCACGAGACCAACGAGGCCAUUGUUUUUGGUUACCUUGUUGCAUGGUUCCUUGGAGAGUACGUCUACCACGAAAAGGAGCGCGCCGUUGUCGCACAAUUCCACGAGUGGCUGGCAGGUGUUGCUCUUCCUCUGUGCAAGAAGCGCAGAAUUGACGUGACCACCAUUUUCACCACCCACGCUACCCUCCUCGGUCGUUAUCUCUGCGCCGGCUCUGUCGACUUCUACAACAACCUGCAGUACUUUGACUGCGACGCCGAGGCUGGAAAGAGAGGCAUUUACCACCGUUACUGCAUCGAACGCGGCGCUGCUCAUGCCGCCGAUGUCUUCACAACAGUUUCGCACAUCACUGCCUACGAGAGUGAGCACUUGCUCAAGCGCAAGCCUGACGGUGUUUUGCCCAAUGGUCUGAACGUCAAGAAGUUCUCGGCCACUCAUGAGUUCCAAAACUUGCACCAAGUAAACAAGGAGCGAAUCAACGAUUUCGUUCGCGGCCACUUCUACGGCCACAAUGACUUCGAUCCUGACAAGACCCUCUACUUCUUCACCGCAGGUCGUUACGAAUACCGCAAUAAAGGUGUCGACAUGUUCAUCGAGUCGUUGGCUCGUCUCAACCACCGUCUCAAGGCAGCUGGCUCAGACAUGACCGUUGUGGCUUUCAUUAUCAUGCCCGCACAAACCACCUCGCUCGCGGUUGAGGCUCUCAAGGGCCAGGCAGUUCUCAAGUCUUUGCACGAUACUGUUAGCUCCAUUGAGAAGAACAUUGGAAAGAAACUCUUUGAGCGUUCUCUCGCAUGGCAUGAGGGCCAGAACCCACCUGAUGAGACGGGUCUGUUGACCGCAGAAGACAAGGUUUUGCUCCGCCGUCGUCUCUUUGCCAUGAAACGUUCCAACCUGCCCCCCAUUGUUACUCACAACAUGGUUAAUGACCAGGAAGAUCCCAUUCUCAACCAGAUCCGUCGUUGUCAAUUGUUCAACCACCCCACCGAUCGUGUCAAGGUCGUUUUCCACCCCGAAUUCUUGAGCUCCGGCAACCCAGUCCUUCCCAUGGAUUACGACGAUUUCGUCCGCGGAACCCACUUGGGUGUCUUCUCAUCCUACUACGAGCCUUGGGGCUACACUCCUGCCGAAUGUACCGUCAUGGGUGUUCCUUCCAUCACCACCAACCUUUCUGGUUUCGGAUGUUACAUGGAAGAGUUGAUUGAGAACGCUCAGGACUAUGGUAUCUACAUUGUGGACAGACGCAUGAAAGGUGUCGAUGACAGUGUGAACCAACUCACCGAGUACAUGUUCGACUUCAUUGGAAAGAGCCGCAGACAACGCAUCAACCAGCGUAACCGUACCGAGAGAUUGAGCGAUCUUCUUGACUGGAAGCGCAUGGGUAUGGAAUACGUCAAGGCCAGACAGUUGGCUCUCAGAAGAGCAUACCCUACUUCAUUCGAAGGUGAUGAGGAGCCUGGAUUCUUCGAUGGCACCGAGGUCAAGAUCUCUCGUCCUCUGUCUGCACCUGGAUCGCCCAGAGACCGUUCGGGCAUGAUGACUCCUGGCGAUUUCGCAUCUCUGCAAGAAGGUAGAGAGGGCUUGAGCACAGAGGACUACAUUGCCUGGAAGCUCCCUGAAGAGGAAGACGUCGACGAAUACCCAUUCCCGCUUACCCUGCGAAGCAAGACUUCAUCGACAAAUGGCACAGGCACCACAACGCCUACCAACGGUACCGCAAGCAACAUGACUAGCAACACUAGCGGCGCAGCUUUUUGAGGAGAUGUCCACAGCCAGGAAAGAGAAAGAAGAACGAUGAAACGAUCAAAAUGCAGCAGGAGGUCAAUUCUAUCGAUUGGCACAGCAUACUCCGACGGCUGCACUUUUUGUACACUACCAUGUAAUUUGCGGUUGCUAUUCCAGAGAUAAACUAUAUUUCUAUCAACGACGUCCAGAAAGCACCAGGAUGUGAUUGUGUGACUGUACGAUGGCUAGAAGAGUAGUGGCACGUUGACGACGAUUUGUGUUUUGGACGAUGGCGGACGUUGAUUGAAGCCGAGUCGAUCAAGAAUGAU
Molecule: messenger RNA, 2863 nt
Organism: Aureobasidium subglaciale EXF-2481
Lineage: Eukaryota; Fungi; Ascomycota; Dothideomycetes; Dothideales; Saccotheciaceae
Product: glycosyltransferase family 3 protein
Exons: 5
Coding region: 426-2567 (713 amino acids)
Biological process (GO): glycogen biosynthetic process
Cellular component (GO): cytoplasm
Molecular function (GO): alpha-1,4-glucan glucosyltransferase (UDP-glucose donor) activity
Source: RefSeq, a predicted model, not a curated record